Setaria italica (foxtail millet) is the source of this 1466-nucleotide messenger RNA. RefSeq names its product xyloglucan endotransglucosylase/hydrolase protein 31. NCBI's taxonomy places the organism in Eukaryota, Viridiplantae, Streptophyta, Magnoliopsida, Poales, Poaceae. The transcript is spliced from 3 exons. Gene Ontology annotation, molecular function: hydrolase activity, hydrolyzing O-glycosyl compounds; xyloglucan:xyloglucosyl transferase activity. Bases 300 to 1229 code for a protein of 309 amino acids. Gene Ontology annotation, biological process: cell wall biogenesis; xyloglucan metabolic process. Gene Ontology annotation, cellular component: apoplast; cell wall. The record is from RefSeq and is a predicted model, not a curated record.
UUGCUUUUGGGGCCAAGAGAUCGUGUUCACUCGUAGGCUCGUAGCACGCUUCACUUGCCCUGUUGCUCGUCCUGGGCCCCUAACCUUACAAAUCUGUCCCUACUCUACUCUUAAAAAUGAAUUCUUAACAACCUUUUCCUACUCUGCGGGACCAUUGCCAUACAGGCCUGAUCUCGCCUAUAAAGAAACCUCUCGCAAACCCAAAUUUCAUCAAUUUGAUCACACGCAAUACACAAAGACAAGAUCACGAUUCACUAGACACAUCUAACACUGUCAGUGUAUCACCAACUGAUCAGCAGAUGGCAAGGCCUGGUGAUGUGCCGGUGCGGCAGGCAACUGCUCUCCUCCUGGCAUGCGCGCUUGCUCCUCUGCUUACGCUGCCGCUGCAGCCCUGCGCCGCCCAGCAGCCUCCCUCUCCCGGCUACUACCCGAGCGCCACGCUCAGGUCGCUGGCCUUCUCCGAGGCCUACCGCACCCUGUGGGGCCCGCAGCACCAGACCCUCUCGCCGGACGGCAGGUCCCUGACGCUGUGGAUGGACCGCAGCUCCGGCAGCGGGUUCAAGUCGGCGCGGGCGUACCGGAGCGGCUACUUCGGCGCCUCGGUCAGGGUGCAGCCGGGCUACACCGCCGGCGUCAACACCGCCUUCUACCUGUCGAACAGCGAGGAGUACCCGGGGCACCACGACGAGAUUGACAUGGAGCUGCUGGGGACGGUGCCGGGGGAGCCGUACACGCUGCAGACCAACGUGUACGUGCGCGGCAGCGGCGACGGCACCAUCGUCGGCCGGGAGAUGAGGUUCCACCUCUGGUUCGACCCCACCGCCGACUUCCACCACUACGCCAUCAUCUGGAACCCCGACCAGAUCCUGUUCCUGGUGGACGACGUGCCGAUCCGGCGGUACGAGAGGAAGACGGAGGCCACGUUCCCGGACCGGGAGAUGUGGGCGUACGGCUCCAUCUGGGACGCCUCCGACUGGGCCACCGACGGCGGCCGCUACCGCGUCGACUACCGCUACCAGCCGUUCGUGUCGCGGUUCGCCGACCUCAAGAUCGGCGGGUGCGCCGCGGACGCGCCGCCCCAGGGAUGCCGACCCGUGCCGGCGUCGCCGUCGGGGGCGGCGCUCAGCCCGCAGCAAGAGGCCGCCAUGCGGUGGGCGCAGCGGAACUCCAUGGUGUACUACUACUGCCUCGACUCGUCCAGGGACCGCGUGCUCUACCCCGAGUGCUGAAAGCCUGAAACCACUGCACUGCUGCACUGAGGGUCGUUGCAAUAUGCGAUUGCAACUCCCAAUCCAAACGAAACGCGUGUUUGGGCGCAACUUAGAAGGAAAAGGAUAGUUGAAAAGGAUGGAAAAUUGCUUGAAUGCGAAAGAAAUUAAUAAGUUAUGGUCUAAGAAAACGAAACAUGAAUUUGGUCGAAAGAAUUAUCAAGAAGAACAGGUAAAUGCCAGAUGUUACGUGUUCUA